ACUGCUCCGCUACAUGUACAGCAAGAGCAAGAGCAAGAGACCAGCACCCAGUAAACAAACCCCGCCGUGCUGUGCUGACCCUCGCUGCCCUGCCCCGUGCUGACCCCUGCUGACCCCUGCCGACCCACGCUGACCCCCGCCGUGACCCAGCCCACACCAGGCCAUACCCAGACGCGGCGUGACCCGAGCACCAGCCGCGGACCGUCAGGAGGCGUGAGGUCGACCACGUGCAGCGUACCCAGCAUACCCAGCACAUCCCACCAUGGCCAACAAGCUGGAGGAGGCACAGAAGGAUGUGGAAGAGCUGCGCACAUUGGUGGCAUCUGCUUCCCGCAAACGUGUCCAGGAUAUGCUGGCUAAUGAGCUGCGGAGGAUGGAGAUAGAGGUGACCCAGCUUCAGGAGGCAGCGGUAAAUGCAGCCAGCUUGCAGCAACAGCAGCGGCCGAAGACAUCUGCUCCCACCAACUACACCGUCAGCAUCAGGAACUACUCUUGGGACCAGUCGGACAAGUUCACAAAGCUGUACUUGAUGCUAAAGAACGUUCAGGGUCUGGCCAAGGAGGCGGUCACCUCGUCCUUCACGGAGAAGGGCGUGGAGGUGAAGGUGGAGGGACUGGACGGCAAGAACCACCAUCUGCGCAUCAACAAUCUGGCCGCCUCCAUCAACCCCGAGGCCAGCUACCACAAGGUUAAGACAGACAUGGUGGUGGUGCUGCUGGCCAAGGCCGAGACUGGUGACAAGUGGUCCGGGGUAACAGCCGAGGAUGUGAAGGCCAACCUUGCCCGCCAGCCCAAGACUAACCCCUCAGACCCCAAUGGUGGUAUUAUGGACCUCAUGAAGCAGAUGUAUGAUGACGGUGAUGACAAGAUGAAGCAGAUGCUCAACAAGACAUGGUAUGAGAGCCAACAGAAGACCCUACGCGGGGAGCCAGGGGAGCCGGGGAUGCCAGGAAUGCCGGGAAUGGGAGGAAUGCCAGGGAUGCCGGGAAUGGGAGGAAUGCCCGGAAUGCCUGGAAUGCCUGACAUGGGCCUCUAGCUCAGCACCAGAAGGGCAUAUAUUAAGGUUGCCAGCUAGGAAUAUUAGGCAAACUCUUGUAGAUGUAUCCCCAGUCUUGGUCCUGGCACUCGUCCGGGAAUUCUGGCACUGUCUGUUUGUUGCUGCGUGCAAAUUUUGUGUCGCAUGAUUUUUUAAAUAUAUAAUUUGUUGUUUGUUAGGUCAAGAUCAUCCAUGUUGCACCAGACCCUAGCCAAAUGACCUUUUAUGUGACAAAUGCGUUCUUAGCAAAUUGUUAUCUGAGUUACUAAAUAAGGCCUUGAAAAUUACAAUUCCGCUCGGUUUGUUAAAGUUUUAUGAUUAAUUAAUUUAUUUAUUGCCCCAUCCAAAAGUUAGAAGUCAUAUUCCUCCCUCAUCCAGCACAGAUGUAAGAAAAAAACUGUACUGUGACUCUGUGCUAAUAAAACACUACAAAAAGA
Molecule: messenger RNA, 1473 nt
Organism: Eriocheir sinensis (Chinese mitten crab)
Lineage: Eukaryota; Metazoa; Arthropoda; Malacostraca; Decapoda; Varunidae
Product: calcyclin-binding protein-like
Exons: 7
Coding region: 263-1036 (257 amino acids)
Biological process (GO): heart development
Cellular component (GO): nucleus
Molecular function (GO): ubiquitin protein ligase binding; S100 protein binding; tubulin binding
Source: RefSeq, a predicted model, not a curated record